AUGGCGACUUCAUAUUUAUCAAAACCCGAAACUAAUUUCGUUUGUUUUGCAAAAGUGUGCGUGGAUGUUGUAAAGAUACCUUUAAUUGACAUUCUUUUUGAUCAGAUCAAGCCAGACGACCUUUACCAUAAAAUCAAAUCAUGUGCCGCUCUUUCAGCUGAAAACGGUAAACUUGUUCCAGAUCAAAAGAAAAUAUGCUAUUUAUCACCACCUCAUCUCCCUGACUAUAAAUCAUUUGAUGUUACUUUACUUUACACACUUAUAAGAAAUUUGUGUCCUUCGCUUGAACCAACGCAAGGUUGGGGGAUUAAACCAAAGGCUACACAUACAAAGAUUGGGGAUGAUAUCGAGCGUCUAAGACUGUUUAGAAACAGCUUUGCACACGGCGAAUCAACAGAAAUUAAUGACGAUGAAUUUGAUGACAUUUGGAAGGAAAUAAAGUCAGUUAUUCAAAGAAUGCAAGCAUCGACAAACCCAUUAAAAAAAUAUGAGCUCGAGUUGAUAAAUAUAGAGGGCUGUAGGUUUGGAUAUGAAGAUCGGGAAAAGUACAAAACUUUUUUGGGGGUUACAUUGCAUAUGUGGAAACAUAUCGAAGAUGAACCUCAGAUUUGUAUAAAAAGUGCUCAGGAAGUUUUAUGCGGGGAGACAACGCAUUUUGAUGCAGACUUGAAACAGUUCGAUUCUCAAACUUGGUCAAUGUACUGGCAAAAGACAAGAGAAAAGACAACAGAACAAAUUGACACAGUAAAGGAUAAGUACAAGAAUAGCUCCAAUUUAAGGCUUACAGUAAAUUUCGUGAGUAAGGAAGAUGAAGGGGAGUACCAAGUUGUCUUAGCUAGAAAACACAAUGGUGGGGAUUACAAGUUAUGCAGCAACAGAAUUUAUUUAACACCAAUUGGAGAAAAACCAUACUUCACUCGUUGGAAAAUUACAACAGGAAAAAAGAAAAUAACUAUUAAUUACAGUUACAAAAUCUCAGAGAGGUCACCAAAAGUACUUAAGAUAGAGUGGACAAAAAAUGGGGAAAAUAUAGAAAUUAAGACAGGAAAGUACGAUGGAGGUGGCUUGAAUGGCGGCUUUUUUAUUCUGAAAUCACCAACUAUGGACGAUAUAGGCAAUUACUCAUGCACAGUCACCAAUGCUGUAGGAUCAGCAUCAGAACAUGCAGAUUUUGAUCUUCCAAUUGCAAACAUUUCAACCAACUCAGGACCAAUUUUCGGAUCAAAUACGAUAAUUACUUCAAGAAUUUCAUCUUGUCCAUCACUUGAAGGUGUGGAAUGGCAAAAGAGCAUUGACGGAAAUACUUUUAACUGCAUAGACAUAAGUCAACCACGAUAUAAAGGAAGUAGAAUUGAACCCGAGUCUCCAUUACUUGUCAUACCGAAAACAACAUUUGAAGACAAACUUUAUUAUCGACUUUUAGUUUGGAAUAUAUUUGGACGGUGUAUCAGUGAUCCGUUACAUCUCAUCGUAACAGGAAGUCCUCCAAAUGUUUUGACAAGUCAUAGAAUAUAUUUCGAACAUCAAUCAGUAAAACUGAUUGGCACAGUUUUUGUGAGUGAAAAGUCUCCUGCAGUGCACACAGUAUUUUGGACAAAAAAUGGAGAGAAAAUUGUAACGUCUGAAAGAGGUGGAAGAUAUUCGGAAGUGAGCGUUGACCAUCCUUCACUUACCAUAAACAGUGUAAACUCUCAUGAUAUCGGGGCUUAUCAACUCAAUGCCAUCAACGCCGUUGGAUCAACUGCUAGUGACACUAUUGUCCUUGAUGAACCUAGAAUAUGUGUGGAAAGAAAAGAAAAUCCUGAUAGCAGCCACUGCUUUAUAGCACAGAUCCAAUCCGUUCCGGCAGCCUAUCACUCUCAAUGGAUGGUAAAGGGGAAGGAUGAUGAUACGUUCAAGCCAGUCGACAUCAAUGAUGAGGAAUUUAAAGGAUCUUCAAACGCCCUUCCUCGUCCUAUAUUGGUUGUAAAACACAACCAACUACUUAAAGAGAAUUGUUUUGUCAUCGAAGUACAAAAUUUUGUUGGGAGAAAAACACAUUGUUUUGCAGGCAUGUUUUAUUUGCAUUUUUAUCGUUAA
Messenger RNA from Magallana angulata, 2079 nucleotides. RefSeq lists its product as uncharacterized. The transcript is spliced from 6 exons. Gene Ontology annotation, molecular function: cell adhesion molecule binding. The record is from RefSeq and is a predicted model, not a curated record. The coding region runs from base 1 to 2079 and encodes 692 amino acids. NCBI's taxonomy places the organism in Eukaryota, Metazoa, Mollusca, Bivalvia, Ostreida, Ostreidae. Gene Ontology annotation, biological process: cell-cell adhesion. Gene Ontology annotation, cellular component: cell-cell junction.